Messenger RNA from Physcomitrium patens, 1653 nucleotides. Its product is annotated as putative methionine--tRNA ligase. The record is from RefSeq and is a predicted model, not a curated record. NCBI's taxonomy places the organism in Eukaryota, Viridiplantae, Streptophyta, Bryopsida, Funariales, Funariaceae. Gene Ontology annotation, molecular function: tRNA binding.
UAAACCCUGUGGUUCCGAAGCUUAAUGUCCAGUGUCGUCAACAACCCAGAGCGUGCGUGGACUGAUUUCUAGCACGAAACCUGCAAUUGGGUUGUUGUUAUUGUUGUAGAAAGUUAUCCUCUGUACGAUCCUGAGAGUGAGAUAUUUGCUGGGUUGGUGGUUUACCCGAGAACUGAGAGAAUUCUGUCGAGGAAUUAGCACUAUCUUUACCCGCUUCGAUUGUGGUGAUUUUUAUUUAUUUAUUUAUUUUUUGUAUUUGUGUGGGUUUGGUGAUCGUAGGGUAGUUUUAUUUAUUUGUUGUGGAAUCGAAAUAGUUGCGUUGAAGAAUUGUUUUUUUGGGUGGCAUUCUGAGCUGGUGGAGAGAUGGCACAGACAGUGAGCGCUAUUGAUGGCGCUAUUGCUCACUUGGAUUCUAUUAUUGUUGGUCUCACUAGUUCUGAUCCUGCUCCUGCCCCUGCGGCCACUGCUGCCGUAAAGCACACCAAACCUGCAGUGCUCUUCGGUGAACCGAUUCGAAAACCGGAAGAAGUUGUGGACGUUAAGCCCAAGGUCAGCAAGAAAAACGAGGACAAGCCCAUCCCGGACAUUCUUAAAGGGCGCAACCUGAAGCUUCCUGGAGCAGCUGCUGCAAACAGCAAUGCAGUCACAAGCGGAAAUGAACAGAAUGACAACUUUGACAAGGCACUUAUGCAGGUAUCAUUGGUGCAAUCUGUCGAAAACCAUCCAAAUUCAGAGAAGUUGUAUGUCUGUAAAGUGGAUGUGGGCUGCGGCAAUAUAAAACAGGUUGUGGCAGGCUUAAAGAAAUUUGUGACUAAGGAGGAACUUGAAGGCAAAAAGGUCUGUACGAUUCUGAAUUUGAAGACUGCCAAGCUUGCGGGACAAGUUAGUGAAGCAAUGAUUUUGGCAGGUUCAGUGGCUACUGAGGAUGGAAGUGAGAUUGUCAAGGUACUUGAACCUCCAUCAGAAGCUGCUCCAGGGGACCGCAUCUUUCAAGAGGGCGGAGUUCCAAGUGCCAACCCUGCCAAGCAACUGAGCUCAAAAAUAUGGGAAAAAGUAGUUCCUCUUCUUCAAGUGAAAGGUGGAUUAGCAGUGUUCGACAGUAAGUCAUUGGUGACAUCCUCGGGUCCAAUUAAAGUUCCCGGACUGCCCGAUGGAGCUGGAAUUCAUUGAUUGCUAUGUUUGAGGUGUUGGCUUGUUCUGGCAUAUUGGCCUAUGGGUGGAGUAUUUGGCACAUUAUUUUCGCAGAAAACGGUUUAGGGAAUUUUUCUUGACAUAUGUAACUCGUCAUUGCUGAGUUUUAAUUCCUUCCAUCUAGAAGGUGAAUUACCUAGUCUGGCUGAUUAUCGAACAGCUGAUAUACGCUAUUGAUCUGUUGUAAAGUUUUGUGCGAUGUUCAUCGGUCACGUCCGCUGUAACGGCAAAACUCUCGACUGGGGUAUCAAUCAAGUUUAGUAAAACAAUGGAUGUUGAUGUGAAACAUGGAAAUAAUGUUUUAAGAUUUCCGUAAGUACAAUAGUAUCCUUUAAAUUGGUACUUUCACCUGCAAAUCAAGAUUGGGUGAUUGAUAGAGUGUAGAAAUUUUUAUGGAUUGUAAUGCAUCUUAGUGUGCGGGAUUCAAUUGUCAUUGAUGGCAAACUUGAUACCAAAUUUGUA